Molecule: messenger RNA, 5546 nt
Organism: Dreissena polymorpha
Lineage: Eukaryota; Metazoa; Mollusca; Bivalvia; Myida; Dreissenidae
Product: RNA-binding protein RO60-like
Exons: 10
Coding region: 239-1999 (586 amino acids)
Cellular component (GO): ribonucleoprotein complex
Molecular function (GO): RNA binding
Source: RefSeq, a predicted model, not a curated record
UGCCGUACUUGUUCCUACAAUAUUUUACAUGCACGUGCCACAUUGGUGUAAAUGAACUUGUUUUUAUCUGACGAAAUUUAAACAUGUUAUUGGACUGAAUGUUUUGGUAUACCAACAGCCGACUCUAUUUUUAGAUCAAUGGGAAUUCCAUUCAGUUGCUAUUAAUAUUUACGCAUAACACGUAUAGGAAAACGCAAAUUAAAUCAAGUUACUUACUGUUAGGAACAUAAAAAGCAAAAUGCAGCCGACGGGAGAUUUAGUUCCACAAAGUCGACCUUUGUACCAAGCUAUUCAUGGACCGGGUCAGGUAAUGAACAAUGCCGGUGGCUAUGUAUUCACCAUGGAUGAUAUGGACAGAUGCAGGCGGUUCCUUAUCAUGGGUACGGAAGGAGGAACAUAUUAUGCGAAAGAAACAGAUCUUAAAAGAGGAAAUGUUCAGUGCAUCGAUCGUUUAAUCUCAGAUGGAAGAGGAAGAGAAGCUGUGGAAGCGAUCCGUGACAUAAGCAUCAAUCGACGCAAUGUGCGUCAGAAUUCCCUGCUGUAUGCAUAUGCUAUCUGUUGUCGAUCAAACAACAAAGAAGUAAAGAAGCUAGCAUACAGCUACUUGUCAGAGAUAUGCCGGAUCCCGACUCAUCUGUUCAUGUUUAUAAAGUUUUGUGAGGAGGAGAGCAGGGGAGAAGGGGAACCAGCUACUGGAACUGGAUGGGGUAGAGCCCACAAACGAGCAGUUGCCAAAUGGUACACAAACUUCAUCAACAAUCCCGAGAAGUUGGCGCGUCUCGUUACCAAGUACAAGAACAGAGAGGGCUGGACACACAAAGACCUUCUGAGACUGGCCCAUGUCAGCACUAAAGACCCUGUGGUUGGAUUCAUAUUGAGGUACAUUGUCAAAGGCUAUGCAAAGGCCCAGGAGAUGUACAUAUGCAAUACAGCUAGACAGACGGACGAAAUAGCGCGUCUGGCCAUGCUGGAGGGCGUCAACAACCUCAUACAAGGCGUCGAUCAAGCAAGCGCGACAACAGACCCCAACCAGCUAUGUGAGCUCAUUGAGAAGUACCAGCUAAACUGGGAACACUGUCCCUCUCAGUUGCUGCGGAGUCCUGAAGUGUGGCGGCAGUUACUGAAAAAGAUGCCCAUUGAGGCGAUGGUGCGGAACCUUGGACGGAUGACAGAGCUGAAGUUGUUUGAGGGAGAGGGUGGCAAGGAGUCGCUGGACCUAGUACUAGAUAAGCUGCGCUCCAUCAACACUGAGGCUGAAGUGCCAAUGGAGGAGGAAGGGGAUAGUGGUGAGGGUCCCAGUAGGGGCCACAGGGUCAACUUCCUUCAUCCAUUCAAGAUCCUUCUGGCCCUUGAAGCAUACAGGAAAGUUGAGGAAAGUGGAAAGAAAGGUAAGCUGACCUGGACUCCUAACCAACAAAUCGUGGACGCCCUUGACUCCGCCUUCUAUCAGGCAUUCUCCCAGGUCACACCUACUGGCAAGAACUACUAUCUGGGUGUUGAUGUCAGCGGAUCUAUGGGUGUGCCUGUACUAGGAUCCAGCGUGAUCACAUGUCAGAUGGCAGCUGCUGCUAUGAUGAUGACCACUGUAAGAACAGAGGAGAACUGUAAGAUCAGAGCAUUCAGUGACCGCAUGGUGCCACUUGAAAUCAAGCGUGACGACAAGAUGCAGACAGUUCUGGACAAAAUGAGAGACAUGACUUUUGGCUCCACUGAUUGUUCUGUACCCAUGAAAGAUGCAAUCGAGAAUAAGUGGCAAGAUAUCGAUGUCUUUAUGGUGUUCACAGACUGUGAGACAUGGAUUGGAAACGUCCACCCAUGCCAGGCUUUGGUGGAGUACAGAAAAUACUCGGGGAAACGAGAUGUAAAACUGAUUGUGUGUGGUAUGACUGCUACUGAAUUCACAAUAGCUGACAAAGAUGAUAAAUACAUGCUGGACAUCGCAGGAUUUGACUCCUCCGCACCGGAGUUAAUAGAACGGUUCUCACGUGGGGAAGUGUAGUGGUCUUUGUAUUGAUGGAAUGGAGCAUUUUGUUGUACCACUUUUUAGUAAAAGGUGGAUAAUAAGCAUUUCUUUAUUAAACAGAAACUAAGGAAUAAAAAAGUCAAUUUACAAAAUAAAGACUUAUUGUAGUACAAAUGUUACUGUUGAGGACUUAGGAAAAUGUUCAUAUAUGCAUAUAUCAUUUGGUGAUUACAUAUGCUUCACAUAUUUUAAAUGUAUAAUACAUGUAUAUAAUAAAUAACAACUGCACACAUGUUGAAUAACUUAGCGCAGAAUAUUCAAAGUGAUGUUAUAUGACAGCACUCUAAUCAGUAAAGCUUUAUAUUAUUCAGUAAUAAAAAAUGGUUAUGUUGAGGUAUACAACUGUAAUAACAUUGGAAAAUAUUUACAUUGAAUUUUAAUUGACAUGUUUAUGUGUACUUUUUAACCAGGUUUUCCGAAGGAAAAAACUGGUUAUUAGAUUGGAGAAUGUCGACGGGUGGGCGGGCGGACUGGCGGGCGGGCGGAACAAGCUUUUCCGGACCAUAACUUUGUCGUUCAUUGUGAGAUAUUUAAAUCAUUUGGCACAUUUGUUCACCAUCAUAAGUCGGUGUGUUGCGCGAAAGAAUUACGUCGAUAUCUUCAAGCUCAAGGUCACACUUUGAGUUUAAAGGUCAAAAAUGGCCAUAAAUGAGCUUGUCCUGGCCAUAACUAUGUCAUUCAUUGUGAGAUUUUAAAAUCAUUUGGCACAUUUGUUCAACAUCAUUGGACGGUGUGUCGCGCGAAAGAAUUACGUCAAUAUCUCCAAGGUCAAGGUCGCCACGACUCAAAAUAUAUUGAUUUUGAAACAAUUGGGGUAAACAAUCUGUAACGAUGCACAUUAUGAGUUGGUCUCCCUUUAUCAGACUUUUUGGUUUUGUGACAAUUUUGUCCCUUGUUUUAACGUAUAUUGUUGUUUGAUAAUGAAUGGUUUGUUAAAUACAUUACUGCUUUUUAGCUCACCUGUUACAAAGUGACACGGUGAGCCUAUGUGAUCGUGUGAUGUCCGGCGUGCAUGCAUGUGUGUGUCCGUCAACAAUUUUUUUGUGUAGACAGUAGAGGUCACAGUUUUCAUCCAAUCUUUAUGAAAUUUGGUCAGAAUGUUUAUCUUGAUAAAAUCUGGGUUGGGAUUGUAUUUGGGUCAUCUGGGGUCAAAAACUAGGUCACUAGGUCAAAUAAUAGAAAAACCAUGUGUAGAUAAUAGAGGUCACAGUUUUCAUCCAAUCUUUAUGAAAUUUGGUCAGAAUGUUUAUCUUGAUGAAAUCUGGAUUGGGAUCCUAUUUGGGUCAUCUGGGGUCAGAAACUAGGUCACUAGGUUAAAUCAUAGAAAAACCUUGUGUUGACAAUAGAGGUCACAGUUUUCAUCAGAUCUUAAUCAGGGUUCACACAGACCUUGAAAAGUGCUUAUAAAAGCUGUGGAGUGCUUAAAAAGUGUUUAUUUGCAUAUUAAAACUUAAAAAAUGCUUAAAAGGUGUUUAUUUUGGGCUUCAAAAGUGCUUGAAAAACAUACCAAGGGUAAAAAUAUAUAAUUUCAUAUCUUUUCCAUGAGUCCGAUGUCGUAGUUUGUUUUCAUUAUUUAUGACGGUUCUGAUCUGUUCUUACUGGCAGGUACUGGAUCGGUACAGGUUUUAGAACGUAAGGGAGGCAACUACUACUAAUCUUCCGCCUAUUGGUCUACUUCGAGUUUUUCUGUACGCAUUAUGCCAUUACAGUGCUGACAAGUUGAAAUAUGCCAGCAAAUAAUUGCAUUUUUCAGAAAGGAUGGCUUAUGAUGUACCCUUGGGUUGUUGACAAUGCCGAUUCUAAAGCCAAAGCAUCUUGUAAAGUAUGCAGAAAAGAUAUAGAGAUUGUUAGUAUGGGGGAAUCAGUAUUGAAAAUCAGUAUUGAAAAGCCACCAGAAUAGUGCAUUUAGAACAUUGAGAACACAUAUUCAAUACAAAUUACAGGUUUUGUUUUGGUAAGUGUAAUGCCUUCGAUCAAAUACUAUAUCAUAAUGAAAUCUCUUACUCUUGAUUAAACAGUUGUUACUGUAGCAGGGUAGUGCAGACUGUUGUAAGUCACAUAGAAUGUUAAGCAAGAAGAUACCAAUUUAGCAAAUGUUGUCAGUAUUGGACACAGAAUAAUAUACAGUUUUCAGUAGGUCGGACUAAAAAAGUGCUUGAAUUUGGAUUUUUACCUUGAAAAGUGUUUAAAAAGUGCUUGAAUUUCAUUGGAGAAAAUCUGUAUGAACCCUGUUAAUGAAAUAUGGUCAGAAAGUUUGUCUUGUUAAAAUCUAGGUUGGGAUUGAAUUUGGGUCAUCUAGGGUCAAAAACUAGGUCACUAGGUCAAAGUUAAAAAAACAACUUGUGUAGACAGUAGAGGUCACAGUUUUCAUCCAAUUUUAAUAAAAUUUGGCCAGAAUGUUAAUCUUUAUGACAUCUGGGUUGAGAUUGUAUUUGGGUCAUCUUGGGUCAAAAACUAGGUCACUAUGUCAAAUCAUAAAAAAAAACCUUGUGCAGACAAUAGAGGUCACAGUUUCCAUGAGAUCUUUAUAAAAUGUUAUCAGAAUGUUUAUCUUGAUGAAAUCUGGCUUGGGAUUGUAUGUGGGUCAUCUGAGGUCAUAAAGUAGGUCCCCUGGACAAAUCAUAGUAAAACUUCCUGUAGACGAUAGAGGUCACAGUUUAUCAGAUCUUUAUGAAAUUUAGUCAGAAUGUUUAUCUUGAUUGAAUCUGGGUAGAGAUUAUAUACAAUUCAACUCAAUUCCUAAAAAUGAACUUAUGCACUUUGAUGACUUUCAAUUUUUGACCACUUGUGCAACUUAAUUUAUUGAUAUGAACUAUAUGAGUUAUCAAGUAACCGGAAUUAUUUAUACUAUAUAUUCCGUGAAUGAGAGAUUUCAUUACUUAACAUACUAAUAUCUUUAGUUUAUUUAUGUUUUAGUGUACUAUGUGAAGGUGAGCCGUAAACGUUUUGGGAUUCUUUGAAGAUGAUGUGUUACAUCUCAUUUUAUUCUGCAUUAUAUUUGAUUUAAAAUGACCUAAAUUAGAUGUUACAUUCAACAAACAUUAUGUAUGUAACUCACAGUCAUGCUAAGUUACCAACAAUAAUUCUGACCAUUAACUUUGACUGAAUCAUUUUUGUGAUGCAGCUAUAGUCCUGAAAUGUGGUUCAUUUGUACUUCAUGAUAUAGCUAGCCAUAGUCUGAUAGAAUUUAAGUUGAUGUAGCAAGGUAAGUCAGGUGAGCGAUUCAGGGCCAUCAUGGCCCUCUUGUUAAGUUUGUUAUUAUAUAUUAUGUAGUAACCACUACGUAAUUAAAUAGUUAAAUGCUUUUGUUUGUAUAAAUAUUAAUUGCGAAUGAUGUAAUUCUUGAAAUUGUAGAACCUUUGUGUAGGUAACAAUGCUUCCUUAUUGCCUCCCAUAGUUACUACAGCUUAGAAUUUGUUAUUGUGAUUGUCAUGUCAUUUGCUACACAAUUUCUUAUUUCAUCGUUGACAGUCUUAUGAACUCUAUAUUCAAAGAUUUUAAAAUAAAAAACUGCAGCACCCUA